This is a messenger RNA of Tarenaya hassleriana, 2055 nucleotides long. Its product is annotated as ethylene-responsive transcription factor ERF060. Lineage: Eukaryota; Viridiplantae; Streptophyta; Magnoliopsida; Brassicales; Cleomaceae. Bases 704 to 1630 code for a protein of 308 amino acids. Gene Ontology annotation, biological process: regulation of DNA-templated transcription. The transcript has a single exon. The record is from RefSeq and is a predicted model, not a curated record. Gene Ontology annotation, molecular function: DNA binding; DNA-binding transcription factor activity.
AUAAUGUUUUUCUUUUGUGAAACUUGAUAGUAUAUGGCAACAAGGAGAAUAACAUUUCUAAUUUUUUUUUUGGGGAAAUGGCUUGGAUCCUAAGCACAUGUGAACGUCGCGUUCCUAUUGGUCUAAAGCCUCCAUGGAAUAAAGAUGUCUUUGAGCUGACGAGAGGGAAAAAAAUUAAACAUUAUCAUAUAAUUAUUAAUUUAUAAAAAACUUUUGGACGAGCCCAAUGGGCGCUUUGGGGUUAUAUAAAGCAAGAGAAACUGCUCAGGCGUAGAAACCAGGAGUGACAAAAGCGAGUUCCAGAGUUCCUCGUUUCGAUCCUUUGAUUUUCGAUUUUCGCAUUUUAAUCCUGUUUGUUUGAUCUUCUUCUUCUUCUUCUUCUUGCUCUGUUUUCUGUUCGUCAUCCGUCUUUCAAAAGCUCACGGAUUCGGGUUUCUUCCCAAAACCUUGAUAGAGUCUUUCAGAGAGCCAGGUGAUCAGAACAGAAAUCUGGGUUCCUUUUUUUAUAUAUAGAUUUUGAUUUCGAGCUAAUCGACUAAGAGGGUGUGUUUUUAAUCCCUCUCUGUUGAUUUGCCCGGCAAAAAUUUCAUCUGGGUAUCUUCAAAAUCUUACCUUUUUUUUUCUUUGAUCUCACCUUGUUUCUUAGCUUUUUUGGUUUUGUCUGAUAAGCCACAGGUACACAUACACAUAUAUAUAUAUAUGCAUGGCGGCCAUUGAUAUGUUCAAUAGCAGCUCAAAUUUCUCAGAUCCUUUUAGAGAAGAACUCAUGAAAGCACUUGAACCUUUUAUGAAAAGCGCUUCUCCUUCUCCUCCCUUUUCUCCUCUUUCUCCUUCUUUCUCCCAACUUUCUUCCUACCCACAGCCAAAUUUUCCCGAACUUUCCUACCUGCCAAACACCAGUUUCUUCCCGAGCAUGGGUUUCUCCCAGACAGCACCUCUCGGCCUUAAUCAGCUCACCCCUUAUCAGAUCAACCAGAUCCAGAACCAACUCAACCAGAGACACGCCUUCGUCUCCAACCUCUCCCCAAAGCCUGUCCCCAUGAAGAAUUUCUCUUCUUGUUCGUUGAAAUCCCAGAAGCUCUACCGAGGCGUUAGGCAGAGGCACUGGGGCAAAUGGGUCGCCGAGAUCCGUUUGCCCAAGAACCGAACCCGUCUCUGGCUCGGAACAUUCGACACCGCAGAGGAAGCCGCCAUGGCCUACGACCAGGCCGCUUACAAGCUCCGAGGUGAGCUCGCUCGCCUUAACUUCCCUCACAUCAGGCACGACGAAAACGGCCUUGUCGGUAGCUUCAAGCCCCUCCACGCUUCGGUCGACGCCAAACUUGAAGCGAUCUGCCAGGGCUUGAGGAAAACAGAGGAACCAUGCUCUGUUUCGGAUGAGACCGAACUGAUUCAGCCCAAAACAGAGCAGGAGUCGGAGUUAUCGGACAAAACCGAAUCUGGGUUCCCGAGAUUCGAUGAACACUCGGUGUCCGACGAGUCUCAGGCCGGAUCUUCGUCGCCGGAGUCAGGGAUUACGUUCCUGGACUUCUCCGACUCUGGGUUUGACGAGAUCGGGAAUUUGGGAUUGGAGAAGUUUCCCUCGGUGGAGAUCGACUGGGAAGCGAUCAGCAAACUGUCCGAAUCCUAAGACCCUUCGCAGUAAUUUUCCAUCUGCAGGUCUAGUAAUAUCUCGAGUCCCUCCUGAUGUCGAUGUAAUAUGUCUCUGCAACAUAAAUUUUUAAAGCAGUUGCAGGGAAUCCAUGUCGAUGCUAUAUGUCUCGUCUUCUGGAUUAGGGUUUAGUGUCGUCUUACUUUUAUAGCAGUAAGAACAUGAACAAAAGUGUCGAUCUCCAAGUUUGGUCUGGCCGGUAAAUUUUUAGUCCUCGGCCGACAAAUCGGAGAUAUCUCAUGUGCCAUACGUUAUGUAUGAUGUUUCUUUCUAAAUCUACAGAGAUGUAAAUUUCAGAGUCUUGCUUAUGAUUCAGCAUGUUGAGUAUUAGUUAAUGAAUGUUAAUGAACAUCUAGGGCUUUUCAACAGCGGCGCUUGUAAUAAAUCAUCUGAUUAUGAUUUUA